Tyto alba (common barn owl) is the source of this 3455-nucleotide messenger RNA. It is a transcript of the gene KLF8, whose product is annotated as Kruppel like factor 8. Gene Ontology annotation, biological process: regulation of transcription by RNA polymerase II. The record is from RefSeq and is a predicted model, not a curated record. The transcript is spliced from 5 exons. NCBI's taxonomy places the organism in Eukaryota, Metazoa, Chordata, Aves, Strigiformes, Tytonidae. Gene Ontology annotation, molecular function: RNA polymerase II cis-regulatory region sequence-specific DNA binding; DNA-binding transcription factor activity, RNA polymerase II-specific. Bases 126 to 1199 code for a protein of 357 amino acids.
GCCCCACGGCCCCUCCCUGCCGCGGCCGGGCCCUUUUAAGGAGCCCCACCCCGGGUCGAGCCAGGGUGGAGCCGCGGGGCCGCGUUCACACCUCUCGCCCGGCCCGGUGAAGCGCGGCGGGGAGCAUGAUCCUGCCCGCGGAGGGGAUGAGCGCCGCGCACCCGCGGAGGAGCCCCCCCCGCGCCGCUUGGCCGGGCCAGGGGAAGGCGACACCUGCCAUGAGCUCGUCGGCGCUGCUGGCUGAGGGCCCCCUCGACCCGCCGGUGCUGCUGGCCGACAUCAAGACGGAGCCCCCCGAGGAGCUGCUGGCCAGCGACUGCGGCCAGCCCCAGGCCGAACCCGUCGAUCUCUCCCUCAACAAGUCCAAGGUGGCAGCGACGGCCUCGGCCCCCCCGCCACCACCGCUGCCGCCCCCCACCACCUCAGUCCAGUCCUCCCCCUUGCUGGUGGCUCCCCCUCUUCCCGCUCCCACCACCGUCUCCAUCUCGCCCUCCGGCCUCAGCUCCACCUCGGCCAUCCCGGCUGUCCUCUCGCCCGGCUCCAUCCUGGCCUCCACGCAGGGCAGCAGCGGGCAGCAGAUCCUCCAUGUCAUCCACACCAUCCCCUCCGUCAACCUGCCCAGCAAGAUGGGCAACCUCCAGACCAUCCCUGUGGUGGUCCAGUCCCUCCCAGUCGUCUACACCACCAUGCCCACCGACGGGGUCACCGCCAUCACCGUACCCCUCAUUGGGGGGGACGGCAAGAAUGCUGGCUCCGCUUUUCUUUCCCGCCCCCCACCAGUGAAAAUUGACCCGGGCUCCAUGUACCCCAUGGACAUGAACAGCGACAGUGAGGACAGCGCCUCUGAAAGCGGCCCGGCCCCUUUCCAGGACCUCCAGAGAGAGCCGGCGGCGCGGGGGCAGCGAGCCGAUUCCCCCGACCUGAAGAAGCGGCGCAUCCACCAGUGCGACUUCGAGGGCUGCAAUAAAGUCUACACCAAAAGCUCCCACCUCAAAGCUCACCGGCGGAUACACACAGGCGAGAAGCCCUACAAAUGCACCUGGGAAGGCUGCACCUGGAAAUUCGCCCGCUCCGACGAGCUGACGCGGCACUUCCGCAAGCACACGGGCAUCAAGCCCUUCCGCUGCUCGGACUGCGACCGCAGCUUCUCCCGCUCCGACCACCUGGCCCUUCACCGCCGGCGGCACAUCAUGAUGUGAGGAGCCAAAGUUCCCCCCCUGGGCACCUGGCUGGGAUGGGGAGGGGAGGACAGCGGUGGAAAAUGGGGGUGUAUCCCCCCCCCCCCCCCGCCCCCACACACACCCCGUCCCUGGUCCUCCGGCUGCGGCGUAGGGACUGCGGGAGCAGAGAGAGGCUGAGCUCUGCCCGGCGGCGAGCAAACUGUGGCUGCUCCAGGAGCCCCACCGGCACAAGAUGUAAAAAGAUGGUUUCCAGACUGCUCCUCCUCCUCCCUCGCUCCCAAUUUUUUUGUUUUGUUUUGGUUUGGUUUUUUUUCUGAGUUUUUUCCUCCCCACUCGCAACAUCCGGAGGCUCCUCCUUGACUCCUCACCCGGGAUUCACCCAGCACCGGCCUCCAGAUCUGCGCAUCUUCCUCUUCAGCUUCUUUUCCCCGUCUCCCAUCUUGUGUGUUCGCUGUCCCCUGCCCCCCUCGCGGUCCCUGUGAGGAAAAUCGGGGAGCCGUGACAAGGACAGAGCGGGGUGGGGGGGUGUGCUCUGCCAUCGCCCCACGUGCAAUAGUUGUCGGCCUCUUUCCUCUCCAGGAAGCCGCUGCCUCUCCAUCCCUGGCCACUGCGUGUCCCUGUCCCCGCGGGAAAAGGGACCGCGGCACGUCACCUCUCUCCGCAUCCUAGGAGAGGUGCUGGGGGCACGCAGGAGAGCCAGGAGGGAAAGAAAAAUCAAGAAGAGGGGGGAGGGGAAAAAACCCAACAGCACCCCAGAAACAAGAGCACUGCCACCAAAAAAAAAAAAAAAAAAAAAAAAAGGAAAGGGAAACUGCGGAACGUGGAACUGUGAUUUUAUGGAGUUUUAAAGGGGGGGUGGGGAGGGUGGAAGCCACCAGCUCUGGGGUUUUUUUGAAGACUGUGGGACAGUUGAACCAUUUCUAAGUUAAAAAAGGCAGACUGUGGCCCCACACUUUUCUUCUUUUUAAUUGUAAUUAUUAUCUUUGUGGCGUGCUUCCCCCCAUAGCCCCCACCCAGUUGCUGCGGGGGCAGCCCCACUCUCGUGCUGGGUGGGUGGCAGGAUUUGGGGUUGGAGCCCUGGGGCUGUUGGGUGGUGAGAAAGGGGGUGGAGUGGGGGCUGUGACGCUCCCACAUCCCCCAACCCCAACAACCAGUACCUGUGGGGCUGGUUGGGGGCCGGGGGGCGGGGGGUGUGUGUGUAUCUCAAAAGCUCUCUGUGAGCCCAUGUGCCUUUGGCUGGGGGGGUGCUGGGCUGCCUGGUGCGCUGUGGAUUUGGGGCAGAGCGGCUGGAAAGCUGCCCAGGGGAAAAGGCCGUGGGGGGGGGGGGCUGGUCAACAACUGGCUGAAUGUGUGCCCAGGUGGCCAAGAAGGCCAACACCAUCCUGGCUUGUGUCAGCGAUAGUGUGGCCAGCAGGACUAGGGGAGCGAUCAUCUCCCCUUGCUUGGCACUGGGGAGGCUGCACCCUGAAUACUGGGUCCAGUUUUGGGUCCCCCCCCUCCCCACUCCAGGAGGGAUGCUGAGGGGCUGGAGCACAAGGCCUGGGAGGAGCGGCUGGGGGGGGGGGUUCACAAGCGAUAGGAUGAGAGGGAACGGCCUCAAGUUGUGCCAGGGGAGGUUUAGGUUGGAUAUUAGGAAAAAUUUUUUCCCUCAAAGGGUCGUCAAGCACUGGAACGGGCUGCCGGGGGAAGCGGUGGGGUCGCCAGCCCUGGAGGUGUUGGGAAGACGUGCAGGCGUGGUGCUUAGGGAUGGGGUUUAGGGGUGGCCUGUUAGUGGUGGGACUCAAUCCUGAGGGUCAUGGCCAAGCGGAUUCCGCGAGUCUGCGAUUUUUGGGGAGCUCUGUGUGUGUGCGUGCCCCCCGUCCCGCCGCGUGUCCCCGCUCCCCCUGCACCCCGUGUCCUUCCUUCACCUGACACGGCCCCAAAUCCUCCCGGGAACCGCUCGCCUAAAGAAGGUGAAAAACCCCGAAAGGGCAGGCUGUGAAAACCCCUGGGGUUUGGGGGCUGCUCUGUUCCUCCGAGGUUUUGGGGUCACCGCCACCGACAGCCCCGUGGGACCCCCCCCCAGCUGGGGACUCCAUCCCGCUGUUUUCCAAGCCCCGGGGUGGGGAGGGAGUGUUGCGUGUUUCUGUUUUGUAUUUGGUUGUUUAAAAAAAGACCCACAAAAACCCAACCAAACAACAAAAGCAACAUGCAAUUUUAAACUCUGGAGCUGUGAUAUUUAUACAAAACUGUCUGACGUUUUUUCUACACAGGAAUAAUAUUGAAAGUAGAUGA